This is a messenger RNA of Bubalus bubalis (water buffalo), 5358 nucleotides long. RefSeq names its product complement factor H (gene CFH). The record is from RefSeq and is a predicted model, not a curated record. The transcript is spliced from 28 exons. Bases 355 to 5145 code for a protein of 1596 amino acids. NCBI's taxonomy places the organism in Eukaryota, Metazoa, Chordata, Mammalia, Artiodactyla, Bovidae.
GGUUUAUGAAAUACAGAGAGUAUUACCAGUUAUGCACAUUCCAAGAACCUGAACAUUUCCAGAGAACUAGCCUGGGUUUAUAAAAACAAAUCAAGGGCAGGUCACGGCAUUCACUUUCUGUGGGAGUGCAUGUUCAAACUCUGGCAUUGCUGGGGCUCCUGUCAGAGAUUUUUCUUUCGCUUUGCAAAGUUUCUGAUGGGCGGGGCAUCUAGCAAUCCCUUUAUUUCCCAAGCUGUGUUUCGACUUGCUUUUGGAGCAAGUGGUUUCCUGCACUUUUCACAGUUUUUAGCAGAGGAGAACCUGACACAGUGGUGAGCACUGUCAAUGCUAGAUGUGCCCUGAAGGGUCUCCAAAAUGAGAUUUCCAGCAAAAAUCGUGUGGCUUGUGUUGUGGACCGUUUGUGUCGCAGAAGACUGCAAAGAACCCCCUCCCAGAAAAGAAACAGAAAUCCUGUCAGGUUCUUGGACUGAACAAACAUAUCAAGAGGGCACUCAGGCUACAUAUAAAUGCCGCCCUGGAUACAGAACUCUGGGGAGUAUUGUAAUGAUGUGCAGGGGUGGAAAAUGGGUGUCUCUUAAUCCAUCGAGGAUAUGUCGGAAAAAGCCCUGUGCACACCCUGGAGACACUCCAUUUGGUUCUUUCCAUCUUGCAGAAGGAACUCAGUUUGAAUAUGGUGCAAAGGUUGUUUAUACGUGUGAUGAGGGGUAUCAGAUGGUGGGUGAGAUGAAUUUCCGUGAAUGUGACACAAAUGGAUGGACCAAUGAUAUUCCCAUAUGUGAAGUUGUUAAGUGUUUACCAGUGACAGAACCAGAGAAUGGGAAAAUUUUCAGUGAUGCCCUGGAACCAGACCAAGAAUAUACCUAUGGACAAGUGGUACAGUUUGAGUGUAAUUCAGGCUACAUGCUGGAUGGACCCAAACAAAUACAUUGCUCAGCAGGUGGUGUUUGGAGUGCAGAAACACCAAAAUGUGUAGAAAUUUUCUGCAAAACACCAGUCAUUUUAAAUGGACAAGCUGUACUUCCAAAGGCAACCUAUAAGGCAAAUGAACGAGUUCAAUACAGAUGUGCAGCCGGUUUUGAAUAUGGUCAGAGAGGAGAUACAGUAUGCACUAAAUCUGGAUGGACUCCAGCUCCUACUUGUAUAGAAAUAAUAUGUGAUCCUCCUCGUAUUCCAAACGGUGUGUACAGACCUGAAUUAAGCAAAUACAGAGGUCAAGAUAAAAUCACUUAUGAGUGUAAAAAGGGUUUUUUUCCCGAGAUACGUGGAACUGAUGCAACGUGUACCAGAGAUGGCUGGGCACCUGUUCCGAGAUGUGCCUGGAAACCUUGUAGUUAUCCAGUAAUAAAACAUGGACGGCUAUCUUAUGCAUACAGAGGAUACUUUCCAGCACGUGUAAAUCAACAGUUUGUCUAUAACUGUGAUCCGUCUUUUGUGCCUCCUUCACAACGUUCCUGGAACUACCUGACUUGCACAGCAGAAGGAUGGUCUCCAGAAGAACCAUGCCUCAGACAAUGUAUUUUCAAUUAUUUGGAAAAUGGACAUACCCCAUCUCCUGAAGAAAAAUAUUUACAGGGUGAAACUGUAAGAGUUCACUGCUAUGAAGGCUACAGUCUUCGAAAUGAUCAGAACACAAUGACCUGCACAGAGAGUGGCUGGUCUCCUCCUCCCAGAUGCAUCCGUGUCAAAACAUGUUCAAAAUCCAAUAUAAGGAUUGAGAAUGGAUUUUUGUCUGAAUCUACCUUUACGUAUCCCCUAAAUAAACAAACAGAAUAUAAGUGUAAACCAGGAUAUGUAACAGCAGAUGGUAAGACAUCAGGGUUAAUUACAUGUCUGCAAAAUGGAUGGUCAGCUCAACCUGUAUGCAUUAAAUCCUGUGACAGGCCAGUAUUUGAGAAGGCCAGAGUCAAAAGUGAUGGCACGUGGUUCAGGCUGAACGACAGGCUGGACUACGAAUGUGUUGAUGGGUAUGAGAACCGAGAUGGACGCACCACAGGCUCCAUAGUAUGUGGUCAAGACGGCUGGUCUGAUAAAGCUGCAUGCUAUGAAAGAGAAUGCAGUAUUCCUGAAAUGGAUCCAUACUUAAAUGCUUAUCCCAGGAAGGAUACAUAUAAAGUUGGAGAUGUGCUGAAAUUCUCCUGCAGUCCAGGCCGUAUUAUGGUUGGAGCAGAUUCAGUUCAGUGCUACCACUUUGGAUGGUCCCCUAAACUUCCAACGUGUGAAGUAAGGAAAGUAAAGUCCUGUGCUCUACCUCCUGAACUUCCUAAUGGGAAAGGGAAAGAAAUACACAAGGAAGAAUAUGCACACAAUGAGGUCGUGGAAUAUACUUGCAACCCCAAAUUUCUGAUGAAGGGUUCUCGUAAAAUUCAGUGUGUUGAUGGAGAAUGGACAGCUUUACCUGUGUGUAUUGAGGAGGAGCGUACCUGUGGAAAUAUAUCUGACCUUGAUCACGGCGAUGUCAAGCCUUCUGUCCCUCCCUAUCACCAUGGAGACUCGGUUGAGUUCAGUUGCAGAGAAGCAUUUACAAUGAUUGGACCCAGAUUUAUCAUGUGUAUUAGUGGAGAGUGGACCCAGCCUCCUCAGUGCAUUGCAACAGAUGAACUUAGGAAGUGUAAAUGGCCAACAUCAUAUUCACCUGAAGGAAAACAAGCACAUAUGAUUGAAUAUGACCAUAGCACCAACAAAACUUACCAAUGUCGAGGAAAAUCAGGCAAAAUCAGACACAAACACUCAGUCUGUAUAAAUGGAGAAUGGGAUCCUAAAGUAGACUGCAAUGAAGAAGCAAAAAUACAACUAUGCCCACCUCCACCUCAGGUUCCCAAUGCUCGAGAUAUGACAACUACAGUGAAAUAUCAGGAUGGAGAAAAAAUAUCAAUUCUAUGUAAAGAAAAUUAUUUAAUUCAAGAUGCAGAAGAAAUUGUGUGCAAGAAUGGGAGCUGGCAGUCAAUCCCACAAUGUAUUGAAAUAAUAUGUGAUCCUCCUCGUAUUCCAAACGGUGUGUACAGACCUGAAUUAAGCAAAUACAGAGGUCAAGAUAAAAUCACUUAUGAGUGUAAAAAGGGUUUUUUUCCUGAGAUACGUGGAACUGAUGCAACGUGUACCAGAGAUGGCUGGGCACCUGUUCCGAGAUGUGCCUGGAAACCUUGUAGUUAUCCAGUAAUAAAACAUGGACGGCUAUCUUAUUCAUACAGAGGAUACUUUCCAGCACGUGUAAAUCAACAGUUUGUCUAUAACUGUGAUCAGUCUUUUGUGCCUCCUUCACAACGUUCCUGGAACUACCUGACUUGCACAGCAGAAGGAUGGUCUCCAGAAGAACCAUGCCUCAGACAAUGUAUUUUCAAUUAUUUGGAAAAUGGACAUACCCCAUCUCCUGAAGAAAAAUAUUUACAGGGUGAAACUGUAAGAGUUCGCUGCUAUGAAGGCUACAGUCUUCAAAAUGAUCAGAACACAAUGACCUGCACAGAGAGUGGCUGGUCUCCUCCUCCCAGAUGCAUCCGUGUCAAAACAUGUUCAAAAUCCAAUAUAAGGAUUGAGAAUGGAUUUUUGUCUGAAUCUACCUUUACAUAUCCCCUAAAUAAACAAACAGAAUAUAAAUGUAAACCAGGAUAUGUAACAGCAGAUGGUAAGACAUCAGGGUUAAUUACAUGUCUGCAAAAUGGAUGGUCAGCUCAACCUGUAUGCAUUAAAUCCUGUGACAGGCCAGUAUUGGACAAGGCCAGAGUCAAAAGUGAUGGCACGUGGUUCAGACUGAACGACAGACUGGACUACGAAUGUGUUGAUGGGUAUGAGAACCGAGAUGGACGCACCACAGGCUCCAUAGUAUGUGGUCAAGACGGCUGGUCUGAUAAAGCUGCAUGCUAUGAAAGAGAAUGCAGUAUUCCCGAAAUGGAUCCAUACUUAAAUGCUUAUCCCAGGAAAGAAACAUUUAAAGUUGGAGAUGUGCUGAAAUUCUCCUGCAGUCAAGGCCGUAUUAUGGUUGGAGCGGAUUCAGUUCAGUGCUACCACUUUGGAUGGUCCCCUAAAUUUCCAACGUGUGAAGCAAGGAAAGUAAAAUCUUGUGCUCCACCUCCUCAACUUCUUAAUGGGAAAGGGAAAAAAUUACACAAAGAAGAAUAUGCACACAAUGAGGUCAUGGAAUAUGCUUGCAACCCCAGAUUUCUGAUGAAGGGUUCUCAUAAAAUUCAGUGUGUUGAUGGAGAAUGGACAGCUUUACCUGUGUGUAUUGAGGAGAAGCGUACCUGUGGAGAUAUACCUGACCUUGAUCAUGGCGAUAUCAAGCCUUCUGAACCUCCCUAUCACCAUGGAGACUCGGUAGAGUUCAGUUGCAGAGAAGCAUUUACAAUGAUUGGACCCAGAUUUAUCACGUGUAUUAGUGGAGAGUGGACCCAGCCUCCUCAGUGCAUUGCAACAGAUGAACUUAAGAAGUGUAAAGGGUCAAAAUUAUUUCCACCUGAAGGGAGACCAACACAUAUGAUUCAAUAUGACCAUAGCACCAACAAAAGUUACCAAUGUCGAGGAAAAUCAGAACACAAACACUCAAUAUGUAUAAAUGGAGAAUGGGAUCCUAAAGUAGACUGCAAAGAAGAAGCACAAAUACAACCAUGCCCACCUCCACCUCAGGUUCCCAAUGCUCGAGAUAUGACAACUACAGUGAAAUAUCAGGAUGGAGAAAAAAUAUCAAUUCUAUGUAAAGAAAAUUAUUUAAUUCAAGAUACAGAAGAAAUUGUGUGCAAGGAUGGGAGAUGGCAGUCAAUCCCACGUUGUACUGUCUCUCAAGGAAAAUGUGGGCCUCCUCCACCAAUAGACAAUGGAGAAAUUACCUCACUCCUGCAAUCAGUAUAUCCUCCAGGAACGAUUGUUGAGUACCGGUGUCAGCUCUACUAUGAACUUCGGGGAAACAGAAACGUAGUAUGUCAGAAUGGAGAGUGGUCACAACCACCAAAAUGCUUAGAGGCAUGUCUAAUUUCAGAAGAAACGAUGAAAAAACAUCACAUACAGUUAAGAUGGAAAUACGAUAAAAAAUUUUACUCUAAAACAGAGGAUACUAUUGAAUUUAUGUGUCAAUAUGGUUAUCGUCAACUGACACCAAAACAUACAUUUCGAACAACUUGUUGGGAAGGAAAGGUGGUGUAUCCUCGAUGUGGAUAAAACCUUGACCAAAUGCAGUUGUAAAACUGAAAUAUGUACAUGCAUUCAGAUUUUUCCUUAUUAAUUCAAUUAUGUUUCUUUUAUCAAGUAUUUUUUAACUCAUCUUGAAUCAUAAAUCAGAUUUGUGUUAAAUAUUACGGGGACAAUGUAAUUGAGAGAUGGGUCCAAUGAAUCACUUCUUAAAAGUACCUCAUUAAACUUGGCAAAUCAAAA